Serpula lacrymans var. lacrymans S7.9 is the source of this 1476-nucleotide messenger RNA. RefSeq lists its product as uncharacterized. The annotation marks the transcript as partial. Gene Ontology annotation, cellular component: nucleus; Cul8-RING ubiquitin ligase complex. The record is from RefSeq and is a predicted model, not a curated record. NCBI's taxonomy places the organism in Eukaryota, Fungi, Basidiomycota, Agaricomycetes, Boletales, Serpulaceae. Gene Ontology annotation, biological process: replication fork processing; double-strand break repair via homologous recombination. The transcript is spliced from 5 exons.
CAGGUGGCAAUGGCGCCUCGAUGAUGGGUUGACAGUGUUUAACCAAAUCAUCGAAGUUUUCAAAAGUCGUAAAUUCGCCAAUCUGCUUCGGGAAAGACCAGACUUCCCUACUUUCAUGCUGCAGAACGAUUUGAAUCUGCUAUCCAAAAGUAAUCACGGCGAGACUGCUUUCGAGCUGUUCUUGAAACUCAUCGUUCAGGCAUCGCAAGAUCACCCGGAUGGUGACGAAGAUGCCCGUCGUAUGAAAUCAUCCCAAGUUAGGAAGCUACUUCAGCUAGCCAUUCCGGUCGGUUCUGUUCCAUUCACGAAAGCCGAGCCGCCUAGUGCACAUGAGCUCUCCAUGCUCUAUAAUCGAUUUAGUGCUUUAGUGGUCGCCAUUCAUCUCGAUCCAGUUGUCGUGAACCUUCGACGUCGACUAGCUCAAGCUCGUCGAUACGUAAAUUUCAAAGAAGCUGAUGAUACCACCAGGCUUGCAUGUAUCCGAGGGAUGAUGCACUUUGCUAUCAUGUUGCGACAUCAUUAUCUGCCAUUAGAUGAUCUUCUGGCUUGGUUGUCAGAGAUGUGUGAAAUACUCCUCUCUGAAUUCAAAGAAUUGGACGUUCCGGCAAGCAAAGAUGGUAAACCUCAGCCAACAAAUGCUGUCAAAGACAGGAUUAUUCUGGCCAUUCAGGUUCUCCUCGGUUCUGUUCGUCGUAUCAUCGAAACUCCUAGCAUGGACGAUACCCAAAAGCCGGCUGAGUAUCCCGACCCAGCUUUACUGGAGGGUCCAUGGGUCACACAGAUAUUCUCUGCCUCGACGAAUCUUGCAAGCUUGUCGAAAACAGGUGAAGAAAUCAGGCGCUUAGUACAGUCCUUCCUGGAUGCUCGCACAUCGGUCAUCCCCAAUGCUCCUGUGGCAACCACAGUGUCCGUAGAAAGCCAGGAAAGUCAAGAUGAAUAUGGGCAACUGCUUUGGGACUUGGAUGAUCCAGAAUUAUUGGCUGCUCUCGGCGACGAUACUGGAUCCUCCUUAGUAGCUGACGUCAAAGUGAAGGAAGAAACGGUGUGCAAGGUCAUCGACAAACACAUCUCACCAGCCAUAUAUCGGUUGGUUUGCAAACAUUUUAGCGAUGUUUCUGCUCCUUCAAUAGAAGACUACUGCCGCACCGCUGAUAAGUGGAUUGAUUGUUGGGUGGGAUGUGCUAGUGUUUUGGUCCAGAAUCGAAAAAGAGAUUGGUCGUUGUUCAUGAAACUUGGUCCUCAGUCUUGGGAAAGGAUUAUUGAUCCUGCCUGGCGUCGAAGAGUUGGCCUUCGAUUCACGUUUACGCUUCUCCAACUUGAUCGAGGCGCAUUUAAUUCCUACAAGGAUUAUUUUGUCGAAGUAUUACUAGAAUCCAUCGUCUCUGCCACCGUGACGCUCGAACAUGAAUAUAUGUCUUUGUUGUUCUCCAUAGACAGACUCCACCAUCCUUUGCUUCGCGGAGUCGAUGUAUCAGG